AUUUGAAUAAAAAUAUCUGUGAAUGAUAUCUUGGACCCCUUGAUAUUUUCAAAUAGUUUUCACUUCUGCAACAGCGCUAGUGUUCCCCAUAAUUUUCUUCAGCUGUUAAGGUUUUGCCGAUAAGACCUAUUUUUUUCACCCUUGUCUAUUAUCAAAUUUCCAUUAAGAAAAAAUGGCUUCUGUCGGCACAACCAGAUCUGUUUUGAGGCUUCUCUCUUCACAGCCUAUUUUAAAACAAGCUGUUAGGGGCUAUGCGGAUGAGAUGGCAUUCACAUUCGCUGCAGCUAAUAAGGUUUUCUAUGCCAACUCCAAUGUGAAACAAGUUGAUGUUCCCUCUUUCAGUGGAGCUUUUGGUAUCCUCCCUAAACACGUUCCAACUCUUGCUGUUUUGAAACCUGGUGUUGUUACUGUUUUUGAACAAGAUGGCUCCUCUAAGAAAGUUUUUGUUUCAAGUGGAACGGUUACAAUAAAUGAGGACUCUUCAGUACAAGUAUUGGCAGAGGAAGCCCACCCUGUUGAAGACCUUGAUGCAUCCGCAGCUAGGGAGCAGCUCUCUAAAGCACAAGGGGACUUAUCGAAGGCCACCUCUGAGCAGGAAAAAGCCGAAGCACUCAUUGCUAUUGAAGUAGCUGAAGCCCUUGUAGCGGCUGCCUAAUUUAUUCAGUCGCAGCGACUGCUGAGUCAUUCCUCAAGCCCUAGUCGCCACAUUUUUGUAAUAUAUUCAAUAAUAAUGUAUAGGUUGUUAUAGAUAAUUAAAAUAAAUACUGGUUAUAACACUGUU
This is a messenger RNA of Nezara viridula (southern green stink bug), 781 nucleotides long. Lineage: Eukaryota; Metazoa; Arthropoda; Insecta; Hemiptera; Pentatomidae. The record is from the annotation of a GenBank genome assembly.